AUUCUACCUGCAUGUGAUUAUAAUUUAACAAAAACCAAGGGGCAUUUUGAAAUGUCCUCGUCUCUCUUCAGUUUUCAACUCUUCUUCGUCGAAAAAAUUUAGAUGGAGAGAGAGAUCGAUCGAUCUCCAUAGAACCCUAAUUAGGGUUUAUCAAAAUUCCAUAAAUCCCCAUUAAUUUGAUUACGUAUUCACUUAUCCACUAACCAAACAGUUUCUAAACCGUAAAUUAAUUAAUUCUACCUCUGAAGUGAAAAACCAAAAGCCAUCACAUGAAACCUCCAGCGAUUAGAGUUUUCUUGAUCUGUUUCUUAUUAUUCACCACUUCCAUUCAUGGAGAUGAGUCCAAAAAGAACAAAUUUCGAGACCGAGAAGCCACGGACGAUGCCCUUGGUUACCCUGACAUAGAUGAGAACGCGUUGUUGAAUACACAGUGCCCUAAAAAUCUAGAGCUGAGAUGGCAAACCGAAGUGAGUUCUAGCGUUUACGCUACUCCAUUGAUUGCCGAUAUCAAUAGUGACGGAAAACUUGAUGUAGUGGUUCCUUCUUUUGUUCACUAUCUUGAAGCUCUAGAAGGUUCUGAUGGAGACAAAAUCCCAGGUUGGCCUGCAUUCCACCAGUCAACGGUGCAUGCAAGUCCUCUCCUAUAUGAUAUUGACAAGGAUGGUGUGAGGGAGAUUGCUUUGGCUACUUACAAUGGUGAAGUUCUCUUCUUCAGGGUUUCAGGAUACAUGAUGACUGAUAAACUGGAAGUGCCUCGUAGGAGAGUUAAAAAGAAUUGGUAUGUGGGUCUGGAUCCAGAUCCCGUGGAUCGUUCUCACCCAGAUGUUCAUGAUGACCAACUUGUCUUAGAGGCUACUGAGAACAAAUCACAGUCUCACACAACUGGAAAUACACAUCAAAAUACACCUGAAACAAAUUCUUCGAUUUCUACAUCAACAGAAAAUAGUCAUCCAGCAAAUGCAUCCAUUGAGACUGGAAAGAAAAUGAGCGAGAAUCAAACGAAAACAAUGAUCAAACUGUCCUCGCAAGUCGAUAAUUCUUCUGUAGGUGCUGGGUCAAAUGGAACAGAUAAUGCUCAGAAUGGAACCAAUAAAACUCAGAAUGGAACCAUUACAGUAGAGAAGGAAACCAAUAAUGCAGAGAAUGGAACAAACACUGGAAGAAGGCUUCUCGAAGAUGACAAUUCAAAGGGCUCACAUGAAGGUGGCUCAGAAUCUAAAGAGAAUGACCAUGAAAAUGUUCAUGCGGCAACUGUUGAAAAUGAUGAAGGGUUAGAAGCAGAUGCAGAUUCAUCUUUUGAGCUAUUCCGUGAAAGUGAUGAAUUAGCCGAUGAGUACAGUUAUGACUAUGAUGAUUAUGUUGAUGAAUCCAUGUGGGGAGAUGAAGAAUGGAAAGAAAGGAAGCAUGAGAGAUUAGAGGAUUAUGUGAAUAUUGACUCGCAUAUCUUGUGCCCUCCUGUGAUUGCUGAUAUUGAUAAUGAUGGAGUAACUGAAAUGAUUGUUGCAGUUUCGUAUUUCUUUGAUCAUGAGUAUUAUGACAAUCCUGAGCAUUUGAAAGAGCUUGGUGAUAUUGAUGUUGGGAAAUAUGUUGCCAGUUCUGUUGUUGUAUUCAACCUUGAUACAAAGCAAGUUAAGUGGACUCGAGAACUAGAUUUAAGUACAAGUACUGCAAAGUUUCGUGCAUAUAUAUACUCUUCGCCUUCGGUGGUUGAUUUGGAUGGUGAUGGGAACUUGGACAUUCUUGUUGGGACUUCAUUUGGCUUGUUCUAUGUCCUGGAUCAUCAUGGAAAUAUUAGGGAAAAUUUCCCUCUGGAAAUGGCUGAAAUUCAAGGUGCUGUAGUUGCAGCUGAUAUCAAUGAUGAUGGAAAAACUGAACUAGUGACCACUGAUGUACAUGGAAAUGUUGCUGCAUGGACAUCACAAGGAAAAGAAAUUUGGGAAAAGCACCUUAAGAGUCUUGUUUCCCAGGGUCCAACUAUAGGCGAUGUUGAUGGGGAUGGCCAUACUGAUGUUGUAGUCCCUACACUAUCAGGUAACAUAUAUGUUCUUAGUGGCAAGGAUGGUUCUAUUGUUCGGCCUUACCCAUACAGAACUCAUGGGAGAGUGAUGAAUCAAGUUCUUCUUCUUGACUUAAGUAAACGUGGGGAGAAAAACAAGGGACUCACACUUGUUACAACAUCAUUCGAUGGUUAUCUUUACCUUAUAGAUGGACCAACUUCUUGUGCUGAUGUUGUUGAUAUUGGUGAAACUUCAUAUAGCAUGGUCUUGGCAGACAAUGUUGAUGGUGGAGAUGAUCUUGAUCUCAUAGUUUCAACAAUGAAUGGAAAUGUCUUUUGCUUUUCAACUCCUGUUCCACAUCAUCCCCUGAAGGCUUGGAGAUCUAAUAAUCAAGAAAGAAACAAUGUAGCAAACCGCUACAACCGUGAAGGGGUGUAUAUUAAACCUUCAUCAAGAAGUUUCCGUGAUGAGGAGGGGAAGAGCUUCUGGGUGGAAUUUGAGAUUGUGGACAAGUAUAGAAUCCCGUCUGGGUCUCAAGCACCUUAUAAUGUCACUACAACCCUGUUAGUUCCUGGCAAUUAUCAAGGUGAACGACGGAUAAAGCAAAAUCAAAUCUUUGACCGUCCAGGAAAAUAUCGGAUAAAACUUCCAACAGUUGGAGUGAGAACUACUGGAACUGUUUUGGUGGAGAUGGUUGAUAAGAAUGGACUCUAUUUCUCAGAUGACUUCUCGCUUACAUUCCACAUGCAUUACUAUAAACUGCUGAAGUGGCUCCUUGUCCUCCCAAUGCUUGGAAUGUUUGGUGUGCUUGUCAUCCUUCGUCCACAAGAGGCCGUGCCCUUGCCAUCAUUUUCAAGGAAUACUGACUUGUGAUUAUCAUAUUCCACCCGAUACCCAUGAUGUGCCAAGCUGACCAAAGGGAAACGGUAGUUUCAGCCGAACAAAGGCUGGAUCCUAACGGCGGCCAAGAUAAAAAUUUCAGGUCCAUGAGAAGUUUUUGGAAGUUGAUAUCGCAGAUAUUUGGCUAUGUAGGGAAGGUGAGUUUUUGGGCUGUACAAUGUUGGAACUUGUAAUAUACUUGAAUUGACUAGGUGGAUUGAAUUCAUAUACCAAACCCUGGAGGACGUACACAAAUGUCUCUCCAAAAUCAGAUACAUGUUCUGAAGAGCCUAGUCACAAUCCUUGAGGCAAUAGAUUAAUUAACAUUUGAAGCA
Molecule: messenger RNA, 3211 nt
Organism: Populus trichocarpa (black cottonwood)
Lineage: Eukaryota; Viridiplantae; Streptophyta; Magnoliopsida; Malpighiales; Salicaceae
Product: protein DEFECTIVE IN EXINE FORMATION 1
Exons: 13
Coding region: 270-2870 (866 amino acids)
Molecular function (GO): protein binding
Source: RefSeq, a predicted model, not a curated record